AUGGACACCAGAGUCGACACUUCUGUCACGGUGGAACAGCUGCCUCCGCCCAUCACCCUCAGUGUCGAUGCUCCUUUACCUCCUCCAGCAGACAGAGAAAGCACAGUCACUAUUAAUACCCCAGAAGAAUCGAAUGAGACUCCUGAAAAUACAGAUCAAACAAACGAUACGACCGUCCCCUCUACCGAUGAACCUGUCCCCUCCGAGCCACAAGAACACAACAAUGCCUCAAAUGAGCCCCCUCCACAAGAUUCUCCAAACGAGGGAGAAACACCAUCAACAGAAUCUGAGUCCGCCCCACCUGCACCAUCAGAGCUUGAAGAGGCAUACUGGGCUGAGAUUGAGGAGGACAAGUCGGUUCCAGAUGAGGCAGAGUUAAAGGACAUCGAAUCAGCAGCAGAUGGAGAUUACAGUGCCUAUGAAUAUAAAUACUGGGAAAAGAACUUCCAUCCCGAACUAGAUGACCCAGAGUAUCGCCCUUCUGAGAAGGCCCGGUUAACCUGGAAGAUUAAGGGUGUCCGAGGCAAUAAGGAAAAUCCCAACCGCUCCAAGAUAAUGCGCUCUCCACCCGCUUACAUUGGUGGUUACUGGUGGACCAUCAAGUUCUUCCCCCGUGGUAACAAUGUCAGUUCGUUGAGCGUCUACAUUGAAUGUUCUACAACCAUGCCCACUUGCGAGAAGACGCUGCCUGAUACCGAAUUCAAGGUGCUUAAGGGCGCUCCCGACGGUGCGCUGGACGAUUCCGCACCCGAUCUGGACAUGAAGUUUGGAGCAACCGAGGACACUGCAACCUGGCUUGAGAACUUCAAGUCGCAGUAUCCCCCUGCCGCCAAUACGGAGGCCACGACUAACGACUCCUGGCGAGUUUCUGCCCAGAUUGGUGUGAUACUGUACAAUCCCGACGAGCCUCGAACCGGGUGGAUGCAGUCUUCUUGUCACCAAUUCAACCCUCACAACCUUGACUGGGGCUGGACCAACUUCCACGGCCCGUGGGACCAGAUUCACCGUCGCCAACGGGGCCAGCGCCAGGCGCUCCUCCGCAAUGACACACUGGCUUUCGAUGCGUACAUUCGCAUUUUUGACGACCCUACACGCUCGCUGUGGUGGCACGCCAGCGACUCCGAACCAACCUGGGAUAGCCUAGGCUUGACAGGCUACCGGCCCCUUGGUGAUUCGGUCAUUAACCACAGCGCUGAAGUGGCUGGCUUGGCUACUUGGCUGCACAUUGCACCAUUUUGCAAAAUCAUCCAAGGCGUCGAUGUGCUCGAACAUCUUAGCAACCCUGAUGUCAAACCUAAGCCAGUGUGUGACGCAUUGCAGAGAUUCCUCUGGCAGCUGCGCUGCCGCGGCAAGUCGCUCCAGUAUGUUGACACAGAUGUGAUCACGUCCACACUGCGCAACUUGCAUGAAUAUUCGAGCGAUGUUUCCGAAUUCUGGGAACGACUUCGCCGUACACUUGAGCUGGAACUUGCGGGAACAGGCGCUGCGAAGGAGUUUGCCAAGCUCUUUGACAGUCCUUCCCUCCCACUCGAUGCCAUGCAGUUGAGCGACAUCAACACCCUCCCUAGUGACUUCAACUCUCGCAUUUGCGUGCCUGCUGAUCAGGCUAAGACCAUGCGGGAAGCUCUUGAUUGGUACCUGGGCGCCAAACCAGGGCGCUGGGCUUUGCCACCCGUUCUCAACGUGGAACUGAACCGCCAGAAACUUGACAAGGUAGCUCGACAGUGGCGGUUGAUCUAUGACCGAGUGGAACUAGACGAGGAACUGGACCUGACGCAGUGGACAGUGAACGAGCAGUGCGGAAACUAUGUUCUGUAUGGCUACGUCGUUCACCGUGGUAGGCGCACUUCGGGCAAAUUUUUCAGUAUCCUUCGCCCGGGUGGACCUGGCUCCAGAUGGUUGGCGUUUGACGAUGGCAGUGACAAUCGUGUUGAAUGCUUGACACAUAAAACUGCUCUCGGGCCCCAUGUUGGUUUGGAUGCGUCUCAAGCCCCAGAUCAUAAAACUGGGCAUGAUGUUGCUGUCGUCGCCAUGUACAUUCGAAAGGAUGUUGUUGGCGAAUUCUUACCUGGUCCCCAGGGCCAGUGGGAUGCUCCAGAGCCUCUCAAGGAAUACUAUUCAAAUGGUACAUAUCCUGUUCCGAAGACAGACCAGGACAUCCAAGUUGAGGUAUACUCACUUCCCCAGUAUGAUCAACUGGGGAGUCUGUUUGACACCUAUGAUCUUAUGUCACAAGCCAAGUCGGCCAACAGCGUGAUGUAUCUGGAUGUGCCCCGUUCUUCGAAUAUCGUCGAGCUCCGUAAAAAGAUCGCUUUGUGGAAGUCCACGGACUCUGAGAAACCCUCGCCCGAAAACGUUCGCCUAUGGCAGGUUGGACAUACUCGUGAUCAGUUUGGGCCAACCCUGGCAUUUAGCCGGGUCUGUGAUCUAAACAGCAAGCUAGAUCUUCCCUUGAAGGUCGCACGUUUCUGGAUGCAGAUCGUCUCAGAUGAGGACGCGAAGUACUUUGCUAUGUCGGAUCCACGCGAGACCAAUAUAUCCCAGAACAAGCCAGAGGAGGCUAUUGUCGAACGAGAAGGCUCAGAGUCUUCUGACGAAAGACAAUCCGUUCCUGAAGCUGAUAGCAAUCAGCCAAGUUCGUCUGGUAAUUUGCCUAAUGCCGAGCCAGAAAACCACGAAGAAUCAACACCUGCCGCUGAUGAUCAGCCUAUGUCUAACGGCACCGACGAAAGUAACCCAGCAAAUGCAACUGAGCCUACUGAUUCUAGCUCUCUUAGCGAUAAUGCCAAUGUUGAAAGCUCUGAAAACGAUGCUGUCAUUGCAGCAAUUAUCGCCAAUGAUAUCCAGGAAUUGGAUACCGAAAUGACAGGUCAAGCUGCACCUGAGCCUGAGCCUGAGCCUGAGCCUGCUGAAAGCACAACUCAGAAUGAAGAGGAGUCAAGCACGCCUGAGCCCGAAUCUGCCGUUCAGGAAGAGCCAGCAGAACCUGAAAAUCCGUUGCCCGUGAACCAUGUCUACUACUUCAUUCAGGUCUUCGACGUUGAAAACCAAGCACUGCGGACAGUUGGUUCAUUUUUCUCUCGCAAGGAGGAGACAAUCAAACCCGCUCUUCGGCAGCACCUAAAAUGGUCCGUUGAUAAGGAUUUCUUGAUCUGGCAGCGGAUCGAUGGUACAACGGUUACUACGAUGUCACCAGGUGAAACCUUCGAGAUGUUUGUCCCAGAUGGUGCGUGCUUCAUCGUAGGGGACAGGUUAACCAAAGAAAGACGGGCUGCACUCAACGAGGCUGGCUUGAUUGCCAACCCUGACCGUUUGGUACAGUACUUGUCUGCCGAGUCGCGGAAGCAUCCCACCCAAGCCUUUACUGGAUUCAAGACGAUUGAAGCAACCUUCGCUGGAGACUAUUACAGUGGAGAAUUCAAGAAGGGCUACUUCCAUGGCAAGGGCAAGCAUGUAUCAGAUACAGCUGCCAUCUACGAAGGAGACUUCGUCUUCGGCCGUCGUCAUGGAAAAGGGCUGAUGGACUACCCAUCGGGUGACACAUAUGACGGUGAUUGGUUUGAAGACCAGCGCCAUGGUCAAGGCACCUUCCUCGAGCGCAAGACAGGCAACAAGUACGUCGGUGGCUACAAAGACGGCAAGCGUCAUGGCAAGGGUAUCAGCUACUGGGAGGUGGCAGACGAAGAGAUGGACCUUUGCCAGAUCUGUUACGGUGAAGAGCAAGACGCGCUGUUCUACGACUGUGGUCACGUCUGUGCCUGCGUUACAUGCGCACGCCAGGUUGAUAUUUGCCCAAUCUGUCGAAAGAGUAUCAUUAGCGUGGUUAAGAUCUACCGGACUUGA
Messenger RNA from Aspergillus wentii DTO 134E9, 3843 nucleotides. Its product is annotated as putative MATH and UCH domain protein. The transcript has 4 exons. Bases 1 to 3843 code for a protein of 1280 amino acids. NCBI's taxonomy places the organism in Eukaryota, Fungi, Ascomycota, Eurotiomycetes, Eurotiales, Aspergillaceae. Gene Ontology annotation, molecular function: protein binding; cysteine-type deubiquitinase activity. Gene Ontology annotation, biological process: protein deubiquitination. The record is from RefSeq and is a predicted model, not a curated record.